AUGAUAAACAAUUAUAAGAAGAGCGGAAACAUAUUAAACACUUAGAAGUUUUUAAAAACAAAGAAUGUUAGGUAAUUAGACGAAGAAACCCUAAAUGAACUUAGGGAAGCAUUUAACUUAUUUGAUACCUAACAUUCAGGAGAAAUAGAUUCGAGAGAGUUGAAAGCCAUAAUGAGAGCAUUUGGAUUAGAUGUUAAGAAAGAUUAAAUUACUCUGAUAUAUAAGGAAUUAAAUAAAGAUAUAAAUGAAGGCAUUAAUUUUUAAGAAUUCACAAAUAUAAUGGCACCAAAACUUGGUUCAAAAGAUACAAAAGAAGAAAUUGAAAGAAUAUUUUAAUUGUUUGACGAAGAAAGAUAGGGUAGAAUUUCAUUUUAAAAUCUUAAAAAAAUAGCUUCUGAAAUAGGAGAGGAAAUUAGUGAUGAAGAAUUAUAUGAAAUGAUUGAAGAAGCAGAUAGAGAUGGAGAUGGGUGUUUAAAUUUUAAUGAGUUUUAUAGAAUAAUGAAAAAGAGAGAAGAUCCUUUGGAUGAUUAUGAUAGUGAUCUUGAGUGA
Molecule: messenger RNA, 549 nt
Organism: Tetrahymena thermophila SB210
Lineage: Eukaryota; Ciliophora; Oligohymenophorea; Hymenostomatida; Tetrahymenidae
Product: EF-hand protein
Exons: 3
Biological process (GO): spindle pole body organization
Cellular component (GO): central plaque of spindle pole body
Molecular function (GO): calcium ion binding; enzyme regulator activity
Source: RefSeq, a predicted model, not a curated record